AUGGUAAAGCAUUUUGAUACAGCCUUCCCUCAAAAAAUGGUAAAUAUAAGAGAGAAGACAAGAGGAAAGGGUUGGAUUACUAAGGGAAUCAGAACUUCUUGCCAGAAAAAAAGGGAGCUCCACAUAAUGUGCAAAGAAAAUAAUGCCACUGAGGAAAUGCAUACUCACUACAAAACAUACACUAAAAUCUUACAAAAGGUCAUUAAACAGGCAAAAAGAAUAUACAAUGAUUACUACAUAAAUAAUUCUACAAAUAAAGUGAAAGCUAUGUGGGACAUCAUUAAAAAAGAAACUGGCAAAAAUAAGAGAACUGAGGAGAACAUUGUCUUGAUACACAACAAUAAAAAGAUUUUACAGCCUACAGAAACAGCAAACAUAUUCAACAAAUACUUCACUGGGAUAGCUGAAAAUUUAAUAAAAACUAAUUUUAGUUCAACUCAGCAUCAAGUGGUGAACAAGUGCAACAGUAAUGAAUUUUCAAUGUUUAUGGACCAAGUAAGCAGGGAGGAGACAUUGAGGGCUGUCAGAGAACUAAAGACAACAUACUCAGCAGGAAUUGAUGAGUCAGGCAUCUUUCCAGAUCAACUAAAAACAUCAAAAGUCAUCCCUAUUUUCAAAGCUGGUGACAAAGAUGAAGUAAUAAACUAUUGUCCCAUUACAUUAACAUCCUGUUUCUCAAAAGUAAUAGAAAAAAUUAUGUGUAGUAAGUUGUUAAAGUUUAUAAACAUAAAUAGUGUGCCAUCUAAUACUCAACAUGGCUUUAGAAGCAAGAAAUCAACGGAGACAGCAAUCUAUGAAUGCAUAUCUACUGUAUUAAAAACAAUAGAUGAAAAACAACAAACGACAGGUUCUUUAACAUUACAUUUCUCAAGGUUAAAGCCUGUCAUUGGAUCAGAUAUAAGGUAUCAUGCCACAUUAUUUCCAUACGUUGGUUUGGCUACUGCCAAAACAGAUAAAAAAACUAUUUAUGAAGUCCUCUUGUAUGAUGAUUUGAUGAUGGCCUAUACCCACAACAUGUAA
Molecule: messenger RNA, 1020 nt
Organism: Schistocerca piceifrons (Central American locust)
Lineage: Eukaryota; Metazoa; Arthropoda; Insecta; Orthoptera; Acrididae
Exons: 4
Coding region: 1-1020 (339 amino acids)
Source: RefSeq, a predicted model, not a curated record